GCGAAAGGUAAAAGCGAAGCUGGAAGCCUGUUCUGCUAAACACUCGCUACCUACAAACUCUCUUCACGGGCCUACCUUACUUUAUUAACGAGUUCGUUUUGUUUUUCGCACUCGACCCAUUCACUAUAUUCUCGCCCUGAAGACAACGCCAGACGCCUACGACGCUUUACUUACCCUUUGAGAGUAAUCGAGCAAACCAGAAGUGACGUGCCUGUGUGGAGCGCGACCGCCGACGACGUAACCCAGGGUCUUGGUACGGGACCUUCGUCUUGCAUCUCGCAUCAUUAUCACCAGCCUUCUUCCACCACCAAACAGCAACAUCGUCGCUUUCGUCGAGACUAUUCUUCUAUAUAUACGGUGGAUAUUCGCAUUAGAUACCCAAGGCUCUCAGCCGACGAAUUCAUCCCGCGCCUCUCUCGCGUUGACUACAUCCCCGCCAAUAACUGAUACCCAAAGUCAAAUCACCAACCACCAUGUUCCGAGCCUCAGCAGCAGGCCCUUAUGAUGAGGUCGUCACCAAGGCCACCGACGAGAACCUCACGUCUGAGGAUUGGGGCGCCAUUAUCGAGGUCUGCGACAAAGUAGGCAACGACCAAAAUGGCCCCAAGGAGGCUGUUCAGAGCAUCAUUAGGCGUCUUGCGCAUCGCAACGCCAAUGUCCAGCUUUACACUCUUGAGCUUGCGCAUGCACUAGCCCAAAACUGUGGGAAGAACAUGCACCGCGAACUUUCCAGCCGUGCCUUUACAGAUGCCCUCCUCCGUCUUACCAACGACCGUAAUACCCACACACAAGUCAAGUCUAAAAUUAUCGAGCACAUGAAGAGCUGGUCCGAGAUGUUCAGCAGCGAUCCCGAGUUGGGCAUUAUGAGCGAUGCCUACAACCGUGCCACACGAAGCAAUCCGAACAUCCAGCCCCCAAGUGCUCCUCAAAAGCAGGGCCUCACCGAGCUCGAUCGCCAGAAGGAAGAGGAUGAAUUGCAGAUGGCUCUCAAAUUGAGUCUGCAGGAGGAGGAGCGCAAGAAGACUGCUGCAAGCAGCCCAGGCGCACAAGCCGGUCCUAGUGGCCAGACAGAGAGCCCUGCUCCUUCUGCGCCAGCUGGAACUACAGCGGCCACGGUGAGCCGGGUACGUGCGCUCUUCGACUUUGCUCCUUCUGAGCCCGGAGAGCUGGAAUUCAAGAAGGGUGAUGUGAUUGCUGUUCUCGAGAGUGUAUACAAGGACUGGUGGCGAGGCUCUCUCAGGGGCAAGACUGGCAUCUUCCCGCUCAACUAUGUCGAAAAGCUCACCGAUCCCACACCGGAUGAAUUACAACGCGAGGCUCAGAUGGAAGCCGAGGUGUUCGCCGAGAUCAAGAACGUUGAGAAGCUCCUCACGUUAUUGAGCACUUCCAACACAGCGCCCCGAGAGGAAGAUAACGAGGAGAUUUCCAAGCUUUACCACCAGACUCUUGCGAUUCGACCCAAGCUUAUCAAGCUGAUCGAGAAGUACUCUCAGAAGAAGGAUGACUUUACACAGCUGAACGAAAAGUUCAUCAAGGCUAGACGGGACUACGAGGCUCUGUUGGAGUCUUCCAUGGCCCACCCUCCUCAGCACAACUACCAGCAAUACGCAAUGCGACCGGGUCCCGGUCAGGGCUAUCCUCAAGCUGGCGGAUAUCCUCCCCAGGGAGCAGCUCCUCAGGACCCCUCAAGAUAUUAUACUCCUGGCCCACAAGAACAACCUCCUUAUCAAGCAUCGUCUCCUCCCCCUAACUUCCAGAACCAACCUCAAGGUCAACCGGCACCUUUCUAUGUAGCAGGAGCUGAGGUGCCCGCUGGUUCGCAGCCCUACCCUCCCCGGAACGAGUCUCCUUCCAAUGGUAAACAGCCAGCCCCUAUCAAUACCUCGACACCGGGCCCGAACUUCAACCCUUACAACCAAUCUCAGAGCAACAACCCUUACACGCAAGCGCCUACGGGAGGACGGCCUGGUAGCACAUACGGAGCCCAAGAGUUGGCUACAUCUGUUUACGAUUCCCCUAUAGCAACCAACAACCCACACCAACCGACUUCGGCUGCCACAUUUUCAAGCUCGGUGUAUUCUCCUGAAGAGCCCAACGAGAACGCCAGCGCACCACCCCCUGGUCCUUAUGCAACGCAUCAGCAGCAGCCUCAACAAUACCAGAGCUACAACCCUUCCCAAGUCCCUCCCAUGCCCACAGGGUCAGCUCCCCCUCCUCCUCAGAGUGUCAUGACACCUCCCCCUCUGAACCCUGGAAAUGCCGGCGGAUAUGACGCUCGUCAUGGUCUGCCCAGUCAAGGUGGUGCUGGUGGUCAGGCUCAAUACAAGCCUUAUGUGCCACCCGGCGAUGGUCCUUCGGCUCCUGCACCAGACAGUUACUAUCAAAGCGGUGGAGUUUACUAAGGAUUUGAUGAUUUGGAGGAUAGUCGACUGUUGCUAUAGCUUCAAUACAUUCCUGACGCGUGCAUCACGCGGGGACUUUUUGUUUUAGUGGUCAAGUUUUUUUGCUUGGGUUGAUCAUUCCUGGGCUCCUGUUGAUUUGGUCCUUGAAGCUUCUGAUCUUUAUAUUUAUUAUUUGCCAUGUCUAUUCGAUACGAGUUGCCUUAUAGUCGCUAGUUGGAAUAGUUUGCGUAUUGCAACGUUAUAGAUGAUAGGCUGGACUAGGGGGGGGUUUAUGUUGAGAAUUAAAGACCAGGUCAAAGCAAGCUUCGGGUUGAAUGUCUCCCACUCUGUAGUUCAUG
This is a messenger RNA of Fusarium oxysporum Fo47, 2740 nucleotides long. RefSeq lists its product as uncharacterized. Bases 474 to 2402 code for a protein of 642 amino acids. Gene Ontology annotation, cellular component: ESCRT-0 complex. Gene Ontology annotation, molecular function: ubiquitin binding; phosphatidylinositol binding. Lineage: Eukaryota; Fungi; Ascomycota; Sordariomycetes; Hypocreales; Nectriaceae. Gene Ontology annotation, biological process: protein transport to vacuole involved in ubiquitin-dependent protein catabolic process via the multivesicular body sorting pathway. The record is from RefSeq and is a predicted model, not a curated record. The transcript is spliced from 6 exons.